CAUGGGCAAAAUGAUCAAAUCCACGCGCAAAUGGGGAAUGCCCGCCGCGCAACGCUGACGCAGGUCGCCACGCAGUAUGGUGGAAGCCCCACCCAAGCUCCACUCCGCAGCCGCCACAUCGUGGCCGGAGCUGCUCGCCCCAUUCGACCUCUCCCGCCUCCGCUCCACGCUCUCCUGCCGCCCGCUCACCCCGCGCCGCCUCGCCCGCCUCCUCGCGCUCCCGCUGUCGCCGUCCACCUCCCUCCUCCUGCUGCAGUGGUACGCCGCCUCCCACCCCGCCGUCUCUUCUCUCCCGCUCCGCCCACUCCUCGCCGCCGCCGACGCAGACCCGGAGCGCGCGCUCUCCCUCCUCGAAUCCAUCCCCUCCUCCCACCUCCCCCCAAUCCGCGAGUCCCUCCUCAUCCCGCUCUUGCGCUCCUUGGCCCCCGGCCGCGCCCUCCACCUGCUCGACCAGUUGCCCCGCCGCUUCGCCGUCACACCCUCCUUUCGCUCCUACAACACCGUCCUCGCGGCGCUCGCCAGGGCCGACUGCCACACCGACGUGCUCGGGCUCUACCACCGGAUGGUCCACAGGGACCGCGUCCCACCCACCACCUUCACCUUCGGCAUCGCUGCAGGCGCCCUCUGCCGCCUCGGACGUGCCGACGAGGCGCUCGUGAUGCUCCGCAGCAUGGCGCGGCACGGUUGCAUACCUGACACAGUGCUCUACCAGACGGUCAUCCACGCGCUGUGUGCCCAGGGUGGGGUCAACGAGGCCGCCACGCUCCUCGACGAGAUGUUCCUCAUGGGGUGCUCCGCGGAUACCCAAACCUUCAAUGACAUCGUGCACGGGCUAUGCACGCUGGGGCGUCUACGCGAGGCGGCGAGGCUGGUGGACAGGAUGCUGGUAAGAGGCUGCAUGCCAAACUCCAUGACGUACGGGUUCCUUCUCCAGGGUCUGUGUCGAGCAAAGCAGGUGGAUGAAGCACGCACAAUGCUUCGGAGGGUGCCUGAGUUGAAUGUUGUGCUGUUUAACACGGUGAUUGGGGGCUGUCUGUCCGAUGGGAAGCUAACGGAGGCGACAGAGCUGUAUGAGAUAAUGGGAUCAAAAGGCUGCCCACCAGAUGCGCACACUUUUAGUAUAUUGAUACAUGGGCUCUGCAAGCGUGGGGAGGUUGGUUCGGCCAUGAGGGUUCUUAGAGAGAUGGAGGAGAAGGGUUGUGCUCCAAACAUGGUGACCUACACGAUUUUGCUGCAUUCCUUUUGCAGGAAAGGCAUGUGGGAUGAUAUAAGAGCAAUGCUGGAGGUACUGUCGGCAAAGGGCUUGAGUAUGAAUUCGCAAGGAUACAAUGGGAUGAUAUAUGCUGUAUGUAAGGAAGGCAGGAUGGAUGACGCGAGGACACUCAUGCAAGAGAUGAAGUGUAAAGGUUACAAGCCUGAUAUUUGCACGUAUAACACAAUAAUUUACCAUCUCUGCAAGAAUGACCAGAUCGAAGAGGCUGAGUAUCUAUUUGAAAAUUUGCUUGACCAGGGUGUUGUCGCCAAUGGAAUAACUUAUAAUACGCUCAUUCAUGCACUGUUGCGCAAAGGAAGCUUGAAGGAUGCCAUAAACCUUGCUAAUGAUAUGGUACUUCAUGGCUGCUCACUUGAUGUUGUUACUUACAAUGGUCUCAUAAAAGCCCUGUGCAGAGAUGGGAAUGUUGAUCGGAGCGUGGCGUUGCUGACGGAAAUGACAGAAAACGGAAUUAAGCCAAAUAAUGUUACGUACAACCUCUUGGUUAGUGAGCUCUGUAAGAAAAGAAGGGUGCGUGAUGCACUAGAGCUCUCAAAGGAGAUGUUAAACCAAGGCCUUACUCCUGACAUUGUCACGUACAACACACUCAUAAAUGGGUUAUGCAAAAUGGGAUGGAUGCGUGCUGCCCUGAAUCUCCUAGAGAAGUUACACAGUGAAGAUGUGUGUGCCGAUAUUAUUACGUAUAAUAUCCUCAUUAGUUGGCACUGCAAGGCGAGAUUCCUUGAUGAUGCUAAUAUGCUUCUAAACAGAGCAGUGGCUGAUGGGAUAACACCUAAUGAGCGUACAUGGGGCAUUAUGGUGCCAAAUUUUGCUAGAAAGCCACUUAGUUUUUUAUCUGACAAGGUUGAAGGUCAUUAAUUUGUUUUUGCUCUGUAUUGUAUGUUAUGGUUAGUUGUCAUGGGCUCAUGGCUUUUGGAAUCGCCACAACUUCAGAGGUUGUAAAGAUCAAAAUGUGAAGAUCAUGGUGUCCAUCAUAAUCUUCACCAUGUUGUCCUGGUAUGUAUGUCUCUUCCUGUUAGAAGUUUGUGCUCUGUGCCAUGACUAUAGCAUUAAUUCAUUAUCUUGUUGUACCAUGGCAGAUGUAUGUUCAGUGGAUGAUAGAUACAGUUACUCAGAUCCAUCUUGACAUGUUCUAGCUGUAGUUACAUGGAAAAUACAGAAAGUAUUGAAACCUCAGUUGCAUCAUUAUUUUUUAAUCAAUAUGUUGAAACCUCACUAUAAAGCCAUGGAUCUCUCAGUUAAAAUCAAAGAUGUCUAUAUCUCUUAUAUUUCUUUGUGAGUAAUUAUAUUGCAUAAUUAAUCAACUAGGGUACAUUUUGAUAGAAAUCAGAGUCAGGAUUAAUUUGUUCCAUUUACUGAUUCACUGCAAUGCCGCAGUGAAGCUCUGCUUAAUUGUUCCAGUCCUUGUUAGCCUCUAAUAUUGAUUAAGAACAACUCCAAAAGACAAAAGCAUUCUCCUUAAUUGAAUUUGCUAUUUUUAUCUAUAGUUCUGACUGAAAAGCUGUGAAUAACGAGCGGAAUAGUUCAGGUUAUUGGAAAAACAAAGUACGUGAAACCUGCGAUGCUGCCAGUCUUUAUACUUCAACAUGCAGUAGUGCAGUGUUAUAUAAUUUAGCAAAUACCAUGUCUCAUCGAUGCAUUUUCCUUGGCCUUUGAGCUUGCCAACUUUCUAGUUAGUAGUUACUACAAAUUAGUCAAACGAGGGAAAUUGAUUCAUCUUGAUAGUUGAAUACUGUCCAUUUUAAGGAAAACAUGCCCUUUGUUGUGAUGGCUGCCCAUCAACCUAAGCUCCAUGUAUGGUGACUGUGUAGUUCUAAAGCACCAAUUGUUGUGAUUUACGAGUGGUUGGGAUUUCAUGUGAUGAUGUUCUUAAUUAUAAUGAAGAUGCCGACGUUUGCCAGUUUUCAUUGAAGAAUGAAUUACUCUCAUUUCUGAUUCAGUUGAAGUGAAUAUUACCAGUAAAGCUAAACCUUCAGUGUCUCCUCCAUGCUUUCCUUUGGCAGGACAUGUUUGUUGUGUGAGUGUGACCUCAAUUUUAUUUGUUUGCAAUGUUUUUACAAUGUGGUAACCCAUAGAUACUUAAAAUUUGCACAUCUCUGGAUUAGUUGGCCACUUGGAAUGGGUUUGUGAUGCUGUUGUCUGCAGUAUGGAGGUCCGUGCCUGGGCUCCUGUAUGUGUUUUGAUUUUUCAACUGAACAUUCCCUCAUGUCCUUUCCAUCUCAUGUACAUUUGCACCAUUGUCCAUUCAAAACAAAGGUGAGAGAUGUCAUAACACCUGAACUUUUAAACAUCAUUGUGAGCUAAAUUUUAUUUGGUUGUGACUAGUUUCGAAGUUUGCAGAUAGAAUGUUAUUCGAUUUUAUACUAGGCAUCAUAUACUAUACUUUUGUUUCGGACUUUGGAGAAAUUAUUAAUUUUUUUGCUAGCAUCUAUGCGUGAACCCUACACAUGUUCCUUUGUUUUCCAUCUUGUUUCUCUUUGCAUCUCCUCUCCUUUGUUAUGUUGCUGAAUUCGACAUGGAAUGGUUUGAUUGGGUUACUCUAGAAAACUUAAAAAUCGUAACAGAUGGAUUGAUUUACUGUUUUUUUUGUUAUGCAUAAGUGGAUCAUAUGCACUUUUGUAUUUCGUUUGAGAAUUUGUCUUGAUGCUCACACGUUAGUAUUUUUCAUCAUCUCGGUCGUAAAUUAGAUUAGACUAAUGGUCAGCUACAGGCAGCAGGGGAGCUAUAUUUGUUAUAUAGUCCCAUGUAUAAUAGAUCUUACAUCAGCUUCUGUUUCAUCAGGAGUGAACUAAUUACCUAAUAUUGUUAACCUUAGUUUACCUGAAGGGUCCGCUUUCACAAAAUGGGCAACCAGCAAUUUCCAAAUCAAAACCAAGGGAUGCAAUUUUGAAGACUCCCAGUAAUGUUUCUGUUCUGUAUAUUCAUGCUUUUGCCGAUUGCAAGGUCGGCCUAUGCCAACCUGGAAAGCCGGUCUCAUGAGCAAACCCGGGCGUCUGGCAAUGGUGAAAUCUGUCCUAUGCGCCAUCCCCAUCCACCAAUUACUUGCAUUCGCCCCACCAAAGAAAGCCCUUCAGAUGGUCGAGAAGAUUAAACGUGGGUUUCUCUGGGCUGGUCGCGCCGCCGCCAACGGAGGACACUGUCACGUUAACUGGAAGCGUGUCUGCCGCCCCCUCUCCCUCGGCGGCCUUGGUGUCCAGGACAUUGAGCGCGCCGGCCUCGCGCUCAGACUGCACUGGCUUUGGCUCUCCCGCACUGACGACAGUCGGGCAUGGAGUGGCCUUGACAUGCAGUUCUCUGCUGACGAGCAUGCACUCUUCUUCGCCUCGACCACCAUGCGUAUUGGUAACGGCCAACGAGCGCUUUUCUGGGAGGACAGGUGGAUCCAGGGCAGGGCCAUCAAAGAGCUCAUGCCGCAACUGUACAAUUGUGUCCCAAAAAGACGCCGCAAGGCCAGAUCAGUCGCAGACGGUCUUCUCGGCAAUGCCUGGGCACGAGACAUUCAGGGGCUGCUUGGAGUCCAUGAGAUUGGACAGUACCUCAUGCUUUGGCGCAUGAUCCAAGACACCGCGCUCAACGACCAACCUGACCAGCUGGUCUGGAAGUGGACGGACUCCGGCAUCUACACGGCCAACUCAUGCUACCUAGCCACCUUCCACGGAUCGACGACUUGCUGCUCCUGGAAAUUGGUUUGGAAGACAUGGGCACCACCCAAAGUCAAAUUCUUCCAUUGGCUGGCAAGCAUGGACAGAUGUUGGACUGCGGAGCGCCUAGCCCAUCAUGGCCUCCCUCACCACCAACGUUGCCUCCUCUGCGACCAGGCGACGGAGUCGAUGCACCACCUGAUGCUGGAGUGCCCCUUCACCCGACAGACGUGGCAUGAGGUCCUGGCCUGGCUGCGGAUGACGGCGAGACCACCUGACGGCGAGCCCAGCCUCAUAGACUGGUGGCACCACGCCAAACAGGACACGCCAGCGCCUCUCCGCAAAGGGCUUGCAUCCGCCACUCUCCUGAUCCCAUGGAUGAUAUGGAAACACAGAAACUCUUGCGUCUUCGAUGGAGCCCAACCUUCCCUGCAACUCUUGCUGCAAAACAUCAAGGAUGAGCUUAGGGCUUGGGCUAGGGCAGGGGCUCAGGGCCUACGGGUCGUGCUGCCACAAACCUGGGAUGUACACUGAUGUUCAUGUGUUUGUACCAUACUCUGCCUCCUAGGAGGAUGUAAAUAACUUCUACCUUUUCAAUGAAAUGAAACGCAAAGGUCCUUUGCGUUUUCUCGAAAAAAGGUCGGCCUAUGCCGAUAAAGCUCUCUGGCGGUUGCAAGGUUUGCAUAUGCCGGAAAAUGUUCAAUGCCAUGUAACUUGAAACUUUUUCUUGAUUAUAGUGUGCUUGGUGAAAGGAUGGACUACUAUUGAAACUUUUUCUGACAUCCCAACCUUUGAAUGGAGAGCCUAUUUAUUGUGCUGCUGGUGCUUCUGAUUUUUGUAUGCAGGAACAGUAUAUACACCAGACUAUAAAUGAAACAGGGGCCACUAUUCUAGUAGGAGGAAAGGAUUCAGGACAUCUUAGCAAUAGCCAUGCUGGAGGUUGGUGAUUUGUUUUUGUAUCUUGUAAUGCAUAUUGUAGCAUCACAGUGAUCUGCCCUAUGUUAGCAACUAGUGAACUGGGUUUCCAAGAUGGUGACUUCGUAGUAUGUUUCUAUCCUCAUGUAGCUUUUUCUUUACCUAUUUCUUUUCCAGGAUGGUGAUUUGUUUUUUUAUAUAGUGACUUCCAGGAUUGAAGACAGUGUUCUUUACCUUUACCUGCUCCCUUUGCUUGGAAAAUCAACAUAAGCUGAUGAAUCCUGGAAGAUGUGUACCCUCGGAUGAUUGGCUGACGUCCCCUGAAGACUCCUUCGUUCAUCAAGGAGAUGUUUGCUGACGACAAUGUGGUCGUGGCACGACCAGCCAAUGCUGGCCUUGGAGCGGGUGCAAGGUUCGGUGCUAUGGACUCACAGUUCCAAUGAUCAACUGCUGUCCAUGACCUGCGGCAGAUCUGGGGAAACAGUUCCUUUAUCCAUUCAAACUGCGAGGUCGUGCAAGGCAAUGGUUGUGUGUUUAUACAGGCUAGGACAGAGUUAUUGUGCAUAACAAAAGAUUAGUAGUAUCUCAGGCAGCUAAGUUUCUUACCGUGACAAAGCGCAAGCGAAAUGAUUCGUAAUUGGUUGGGCAGACCGGCCUUGGUUCCUGAAACAGCUUUUGCUGGUGUGGUGGUGGUGGUUAACAUCUAA
This is a messenger RNA of Lolium perenne, 6536 nucleotides long. The record is from RefSeq and is a predicted model, not a curated record. NCBI's taxonomy places the organism in Eukaryota, Viridiplantae, Streptophyta, Magnoliopsida, Poales, Poaceae.